AAGCAAAACCAAAAGGCCAGCGAAGCCAACGCGUCACCUCCUCUCCCCGAACCCCCAACCCUCCAGAACCUUCCGCCUCCCGCCGGCGCCGGCGCCGCCGACUCGGCCGCGGAAACCCUAGCGUGCGCUCGCGCCCGCCCUCGCUCGCCGGCCACCUCCGGACUCCGCCUCCUCCGCCUGCUCCUCGUCUCCGGCCCCUCCGCCGCCGUCGACCGGUCAGAUCUCGACGCCGUCAAGCCGCGAUGGAGGACUGGGAUUCUGAAGACUUUCAGCCCGCAGUGCCUAGUGCAAAAGCUGAGCCGCUUAAAAGUAAGUGGGCAGAUGAAGAUGUGGAAGAAGAUGAUGUAAAAGAAUCAUGGGAAGAAGAGGAGGAGGAGAAACCUAAACCACCACCUGUAGAAAAGACUGCACCAAAACCUAGUGGGAAAGGUGCUGCGAAGAAAGGAAAACAACAAGCAUCAACUAGUUCUGAAGUAGUUCAAGAUGAGGCUCUGGAUGAUCCUGCUCUAGAGAAACUUCGUCAACAAAGGCUUGUGGAAGAAGCUGACUUUAAGUCAACUACGGAACUUUUUGGAAAGAAGGACGGCAGUGAAAAGUCCCUAGAUACCUUCAUCCCAAAGUCUGAGAGUGACUUUGCGGAAUAUGCAGAGCUUAUUGCAAACAAACUGCGUCCCUAUGAGAAAAGCUUCCACUAUAUGGGUCUACUCAAGAAUGUCAUGAGACUUUCCAUGGCAUCAUUGAAAGGUGCGGAUGCGAAAGAUAUAUCGUCCUCCAUUGCAGCAAUUGCUAAUGAAAAGAUCAAGGCUGAGAAAGAAGCUGCAGCAGGCAAAAAGAAACAAGGGGCAAAAAAGAAGCAGCUACACAUUGAGAAUAAAGACGAUGAUUUCAUCCCUGGAAAGGGUAAUUUUGAUGAUCCGGAUGAGUACGAUUUCAUGUGAUCGGCUGUGAGGGAACCGUCAUCUUCUAUGUAUACCUUGGCAAGCAGAGAUUAGAGUUUGCGGCAUAGUUGGUAUUUUCAUUCAGAGGCACCUGAACACUUGAAACGAUUGCAUGGGAACAAUGCCCAUUUGUUCGACGUUGAUUUUGACUCUCACAGAAUAGGGAAGAGCACCUGUGUGCUCGAGCUCGACACAUAGGCGUUUUUUCUUAUUCUUAAUCCACAUUGUGUUUUUGGUCUGUUCAUGGGUUGGGAUCUAUAUUUUUUUGCCAACUGUAGUAUAAUGUGUAUCUGGUUUAUAUUGGAGUCCUGCAAGUGAAUCUUGGUGCUGCCUCGUUUGUUUUCCUGGUUA
This is a messenger RNA of Oryza sativa Japonica Group (Japanese rice), 1289 nucleotides long. RefSeq lists its product as uncharacterized. The record is from RefSeq and is a predicted model, not a curated record. Gene Ontology annotation, molecular function: translation initiation factor activity. NCBI's taxonomy places the organism in Eukaryota, Viridiplantae, Streptophyta, Magnoliopsida, Poales, Poaceae. Gene Ontology annotation, cellular component: eukaryotic translation initiation factor 3 complex; cytoplasm.